AUGGCUUCAAAGAAACCGGUUAAUCGUCCGUCGGUGAGGCACCCGAGUCACAACCAUCCGCUACGCAUCUUUAAAUCCCAAGAAGGAGAUGAGAUCAUCUGCUCUGGAUGUGAGCUUGACCUGAUAGGACAAGCCUUUAAAUGUACAAAGAAAGACUGUGAUUACUUCUUGCACAAGUCAUGUUUCGACCUACCCGGUGAAACCAAUCACAAGUCUCACUUAAACCACCCUUUGACCCUCCUUCAUUCCCCGCCGUAUGGUCACUCUUACACGUGCGACGCGUGUGGCCAGUAUGGAUCCGGAUUCACUUACAACUGUUCAGAGUGCCAGUAUGAUGUACAUGUCGGAUGUGCCUUUAUCCCCGAGACCGUGGAGCGCGAUGAUCACCACCACCCACUCACUCUAGUCUACAACACACCAUGCAAAGGUCGUGAGGACGGCGCUAUGUUCAUUUGUGAUGUUUGUCAAGAAGAUAUGUCAGAGAAUCUUUGGGUUUAUUAUUGCAAAGAAUGUGAUUAUGGGACACAUGUGCAUUCUUGCAUGGUUUAUGAAGAUCAUGAGCCAAAGAGAGGAGGAGAAGGAAGAGGAGGAGGAGUAGGAGGAGAGUCGAGCUCGGCGGCUGAAAGGAUGAAGUCGUUGAUGAAGGCUCAAGAUGAGAUGGCGGCGUUGCAGCUCGAGGCACGUAUUAGGAAGAAUACUAAUGAUGCUAUACUUGAGUUAUGGGAUGAACCAAAGCGGAAAUACUAUUAUUGGUGAUUGAAUCUAUAAAUGAUCAAUUUGAUGCAUUGAUGAAGGGGCCCCUUGAUGAAGCUUGUAAUUGUUAUUUCUACUGGAGUUACGUUUAUUCGUGUGAAUUGUUGCAAUAACUUUUUAAAAUGUUACUUUUAAUGCAAAAUAAAAUGAAAUAAGGUGAUUGAUCUUUGACCAUAUGAAGAAGGAAAGAAUAUGUUUU
Eruca vesicaria subsp. sativa (arugula) is the source of this 952-nucleotide messenger RNA. Lineage: Eukaryota; Viridiplantae; Streptophyta; Magnoliopsida; Brassicales; Brassicaceae. The record is from the annotation of a GenBank genome assembly.